UAUGUGGUCGUGUGUGUCUGAAAUUGUUCCGAAACAUUUGUUUCUUUUAUCAGGGAAGAAAACGGUAGCUGACAUUGCACUUUGUAUGUUUUGUUUAUCUGGAGUCUUUAAAGACCCGCUGUGGAUAUGUCUCCUCUUCGAAGUCGCAUCAUUGGCGUGUGUAACCAAUGCUUGCAUAUGUCGCCUUCUACACGUAUUUGUAGGGCUCAAAGCACUUCGCCCCAACCUUUUGUACAGGCAGAUUUCCUCAAAGGCGGGCCUCACAGGAAACACCCUGGAGUGACCAAUCUCAAAGUUCAGCGACUACCUGACGAGCUGCAGAAAGGUGCCCUGUACAUAGUAAAAAAUGCCCAAAUCAGUGGCCUGGCUGAGAAGGCCCAAAGACUCUCCAACUUUCUGUGGAGCAGGAAGAGGAAAGUGGAAGACGCACAGCUGAGGGCAAAGGCCAUCACUUUGGAGAACACUAUGCGCGCUGCCACUCCAGUCGGGGAUGGUGGAGAUCUGGACAUGCAGAUCAGGAGGCGUGUCCUGCAUGACUUGAAAAAAUCAACAUACCAUUGGACACCUCUCAGAUAUGAUGAGGAACUAGGAGUGGUGUACAUGGCCUCCAGGUUGGCAGGGGGAUAUGCAGCUGUCAAAAGGGCUAUGCAUGAGAUAAAAAAGAGAGACCCAUCAUUUAUGCCACAAUCCCUUCUGGACUUUGGUUCCGGCCUAGGAGCAGUAGUGUGGGCGUCACAGUCGGUGUGGACAGACUCCUUGAGGGAGAGGGUGUGUGUUGAUACCUCAGGAGCCAUGAACGACCUGGCAGAGCGCCUUCUGAAAGGAGGAGAUGAGGAUGGCAAGCCCCUCAUUGACAAUGUUUAUUUUCGUCAGUUUCUGCCCGUCUCUCCUAAGGUUCAGUUUGACGUAGUGGUGGGGGCAUACAGUUUGUCUGAGCUUGGAACUAGCAAAGAGCGACAAGAAGCUACUCUCACCCUGUGGAGAAAAACAGGCUCUUAUCUGGUACUUGUUGAAAAUGGCACCAUGGACGGUCACAACAUCUUAAUGGAAGCCAGAAACACCAUUCUAAAGCAUCAAGACAAAGUAGUUUAUGACCACAGAAAACCGUCUGUGUUUGCUCCGUGCACACAUGCAUUACCAUGUCCAAAGAUGCAAAGCCUGUCCAUACCAUGCAACUUCCUCCAGCCUUACCAUUCCCUACCACUGACCAAAGGUCAGGACAUUCAUCAGGAGAAGUUCAGCUACCUGGUCAUGUCCAGAACCGGCUCCGUGGGCCAGCUUGCCGCCGGUCAGCCCGCUGCUGAUGCAGAAUCUGAGGAGAUGGAGUGGGGCCGGCUUACAGCACCGGUGAUGCGCAGGCCUCGCAGAGUCCAUUGCCAGCUGUGCUGCUCCGACGGAGAGCUUAGACAGCUCGUGAUCACAGCACGCCUCCACGGCAGAGACACAUACCGCUGUGCACGCAGCAGUGACUGGGGAGAUAGACUACCGAUCACCUCGGCAGGGGAAGAGGAAGAUGAUGAUAUUCCUUUCCAUGAAUGACCAUGAACCCUUAUAUGAACUGUCAAUAAAAUUAACUUAUAAGUACUAAAUCAA
Engraulis encrasicolus (European anchovy) is the source of this 1593-nucleotide messenger RNA. It is a transcript of the gene mettl17, whose product is annotated as methyltransferase like 17. Gene Ontology annotation, biological process: translation. Gene Ontology annotation, cellular component: mitochondrial small ribosomal subunit. Lineage: Eukaryota; Metazoa; Chordata; Actinopteri; Clupeiformes; Engraulidae. The transcript has 14 exons. The record is from RefSeq and is a predicted model, not a curated record. Gene Ontology annotation, molecular function: methyltransferase activity; structural constituent of ribosome. Bases 127 to 1539 code for a protein of 470 amino acids.